Molecule: messenger RNA, 968 nt
Organism: Xyrauchen texanus (razorback sucker)
Lineage: Eukaryota; Metazoa; Chordata; Actinopteri; Cypriniformes; Catostomidae
Product: gamma-glutamylcyclotransferase-like
Exons: 5
Coding region: 343-912 (189 amino acids)
Molecular function (GO): gamma-glutamylcyclotransferase activity
Source: RefSeq, a predicted model, not a curated record
AGAGAAUAUCGCUGAGCAAGUUAGUUCAGGUUAAUUAAACUGUCGACAUAUUUGGAAAACCUCCAGAUAAAUGAGAACACGAUUUCAAACUCUGCACAACUGGACGGCUGACUUCCAAAUGUUCCUGAAUUCAGGAAUUCUUGAGUUUUAACAUUUUAUUAAUUAAUCUUGGCCAAUGUGCAUUUCAUAAUAAAUACAAUGACCUCUGGGUGCCGCAAGUAAAUAACUCAGUUUUUGUUUGAACUUUGGCCUAGUUUGUUUCAGAUCUGCAUUUUUGAGAUCACAGAAGCCCUUUUCCACCACUUAAAUGACAACGUCCCUCUGCCCACUGAAGCCUCAGACAUGAAGAACGGAACAGAUCAGGAGAAUGGAUCCACAUUCCUGUACUUUGCUUACGGUAGUAACCUGUUAAAAGAGCGACUGCAGCUAAAGAAUCCAUCAGCAACUAUUUUCUGUGUGGCUAGACUCAAGGACUAUAAACUGGUGUUCGGGAACCACAAAGGGCAUUCGAGUCUGAGCUGGCAUGGAGGUGUUGCAACCAUUGAGCACAGUCCAGGUGAUGAGGUGUGGGGGAUGGUGUGGAGGAUGAAUAUGUCUGACCUUGAGUCUUUGGACAGUCAGGAAAACGUUAAGAUGGGCACAUAUAUUCCAGUAGAGGUGUCCGUCUCUUCCAGUGGCCUGGAUCUCAACUGUCGGACGUAUAUCAUGAACAGCUGCAUGUACGCAUCACCUUCACCACAGUAUCUACAGGUUAUCGUGAUGGGAGCAGAACAGAACGGACUUCUGGAGGAGUACCAGGAGAAGCUCAAAUCAAUUGAAACCAACAAGUACGAGGGCUCUCUCCCUGUGAUGAAGAAACUAGCCAUGAAAACAUCCAAAGAAAGGACCGAGCAGAUUCUAUCUGAUAAUUAGCAUCGGAUAGGUGCGCUCUCAUAAAUGGAGUCUAUGUGAAUCCUCAUUAGCCUCAU